Folsomia candida is the source of this 5556-nucleotide messenger RNA. RefSeq lists its product as uncharacterized. Gene Ontology annotation, biological process: extracellular matrix organization; proteolysis. Gene Ontology annotation, cellular component: extracellular matrix. Gene Ontology annotation, molecular function: metalloendopeptidase activity. Bases 275 to 5416 code for a protein of 1713 amino acids. The transcript has 19 exons. The record is from RefSeq and is a predicted model, not a curated record. Lineage: Eukaryota; Metazoa; Arthropoda; Collembola; Entomobryomorpha; Isotomidae.
CUGUCAGUAUUUUGGGCGCAUUUGCAUCGCAAACAACAACACCACGCAACACGCCGUACGGUACGCUACGCUGAUUGUGUGUGCCAAUAAUCCACCAAAAUUGACCCAUGUCGUGGUGGUGGUUGGAUUGUUGAAAUUUUGCAAAUAAUAAAUAAAUAACUUCAGUGUGUGAUACAAAAUUUCAUGUAAAAUUUACUCUCCAAAAUUGUGGUUUCAAAAUUUCAAAAAAAUGGACCUAAUAUGACUCGUCGACUAGAAAUCUUUCGUCAGCAAGAUGAGUCCGAGUAGAAACGCGUCUUCGUCACCUGCGACGUCGUCGUCAUCGUCAUGUUUGACCAAACCUGCCCGCAAUUUCCGGGUGCAUCCCCAGUGUAAAAGUGUCGUAAAUCCUGCACCUACUCCACUUCCGGAAAAUGGGGGUGUCUCGACAUCAUCCCCACCACCACCACCACCACCCCCACCCCCACAAAUUAACCCCAAUAACUGGACCGUUGCCCGCACCAGUCUGACCAACAUGAGUAAACGAUUCCGCAAUAAGAACAAGGUUGGGAUUCCGUCUCAUCUCACCUUCAGUGACGACGUAAAUAAUAAUCUCAAUCUGCCCCCUCAACAACAACGACGCUCAUCCUCUCGAGCAAGUUCGAGACUUCGUUACCCCAAUAUUUUCGCGUCGCGGGGAACCCUAUGUGAAGAACAGGAAGAACAAAGUUGUCCCCUCGUGUUGAAAAGUUGUCUGAAAAAGUCGACCGAUUCAAUUGACAAGUUUUUAUGUAAAAGUAGUGCAAAUUGUGAGACUGCUGGAACUGGGAGCUGUCUAAGUUUAGGGGGUUCUGGUGGUACUGGUGGAUUUCGAAAAUUUAUUACCCUCGCCACCACAAUAAUUUGUUUGGUUGUGAUAUUUGUGCCUUCCAUCGUUGUGGGGGAUGAGGCACGUGGUUCCGGAAUUUAUGAGGAUUCGAGUAAACAAGAUUUUAUCCAGCUUCUCAGGAAAAAACUGACCAAGGAUGAAAUCGUCUCCAUUUUUGGGAGACGAAACGGAAUCGACGAGUCAGACUUUAACGAUGUGCCAAAUUUUGACAUAAUUCAACCAAAAAUGACCUUGCACCGGAAAGCACGUGGAAAAAGGUCACCCGAUUUGUCCUCCAGUACGACGCUCAUUCAGCUUCAAGGACUUGGACGAACCUUUCAUCUUCGCGUGACGCCAAAUCAAAAUUUAUUGGAUCCGCAUUUCGUCUUUUUGAAAAGAAAUCAAAAUCAGAGUGAAAUCAUGCCCGAUUUUCAUGUGAGGAAAGAAAUCCCAUGUUUUUAUCAGGGAAAAGGACAGCAUUUUCGGAACGGGGAUGAUUUAAAUUCUUCCAGAAGAGUUGAUGCAUCAGUUGCGCUCAGUUUGUGUGGUGGAUUGAAAGGGUUCAUCCUCCCCACCUCCAUUCAACCGGACGAUGACGAUUUAGACGGGUCCACUACCACUCCUAAUGAUGACUCUAACUAUUCUAAUCACCAUUAUGUCAUUCACCCAAUUCCAACCAGAUUCCACAAUUCAUUUACAAACUCAACCCAGCGGAAGAAGGAUGACGACCAGCGUGACGAAAAUGAGCACGAACGCCACCACUUUUUGUUCAGGUUGACAUCCCCACCACAAAAUACGCCUAAAAACAACUUAGAUUCUCCUCAAAACGAUGCUUCCUGUGGACAUAAGCAUGAUAAGGUCUUAUCCCGGAAACCGAGAUCCGCCUCGCCCGAUAACCCCUUUGGCGGCAGCAAUUUGGACCCUUUUGAUUCCUACUGGUUCCACCAAUACCAACAACCCACCCGCAGUAAUCUCUUUACCCAUCCGUCCUCCGUCUUCCCGUCGUCGUACUGGGGGCCCAAAUCGUCCUCCGAACAAAGGGGGUCUUCAUCCCCUUUCAGUCCGGGCAUCACCGGCGCGGCCAAUAUCGGGCUGACUUUCGCGCGCAGAAAUUAUUACGAGGUGGACGAUCCCCGCGAUCACGAGGGCAGCGCGACAAAUAAGGGCGACGAUUGGUCGGUACGUCGCCGAAAAAGUGACGACGACGAUCAACGCGUCUUGCUCUACGAAUCGACCGCCGAUGGCGCCGGCGCUUCUUCGGAAGACGAACCCGACACGAUUCUCCCCUUUUACACGAAAGGCCGGAAAAAAUCGGGCUCGCGAAGUACCAAAGUUUUAAAAACGUCGACCCGUUGGAUUCCCACGUCGGGCGAGAUGCAACGCCAAAACCAAAAUUAUUCGGAGUCAAAUUCCUGGUCCAAAUACAACCGAAAAGGACGCCGGGAUGAAAACUAUUUCGGGGCGGAUUAUAAAUCCCACCCGUUGGAUGAUACGGACCGGAUUUUUUCCGAAAAACGGGGCCGGUACGAUAAUUCGGAGUCGAAUUCGAUCUACUCGAGAGAAACGACGGCGUCGAUGGAUAACAAGAAUAGUUUGAACGUCGAUAAGCCUCCAUCCCAGCUGACCAUUGAAACAGCUGUUUUCGUCGAUAAGGACUUGUUUAAACAUAUGCAGUCGAAUUUUCCGGAUGAUACGCACGGGGAAGUUGUGAGGAUCGUGUUGGCCAUGAUUAAUGCGGUGCAGCUGCUUUAUCAAGAUCCUUCGCUCGGACAUCGGGUAGAUUUCGUGCUGAAAAGGCUCGAGGUUUUGGAAACGGAUCCGCCCGGACUUCUCCGACCGUAUGAUAUUGACAGAUUUCUAACUAAUUUUUGCAAAUGGCAAAAAACUGAAAAUCCUCCGAGUGAUGCGGAUCCUCUCCACUGGGAUCACGCCUUGAUAUUGACCGGCCUCGACCUCUACGUGGUCCACCAGUCGGGCAAGAUAAGCAAUCAGGUCGUCGGUCUGGCCCCCGUGGCUGGAAUGUGUACCCGCUCCAGCAGCUGUACCGUCAACGAGGGACGCCAUUUCGAAUCCGUUUUCGUCAUUAGUCACGAAAUUGGGCACAAUCUGGGGAUGAGACAUGACGGCCCCCAAGCCGACAACGAUUGCGAUCCUACUUCCCACAUAAUGAGUCCGACGCUCGGCAGUGGAAAAAUCACGUGGUCCCCAUGCAGCCGGAAAUAUUUGGACAUGUUCCUCGAAACCAGUCAGUCCAAGUGUUUGCUCGAUAAGGGAAAGUCCGAGUUGAGAUUGGACCACGACGCGGAUGGACGACUUCCUGGCGAACGAUUCGAUGCUGAUCGACAAUGCGUUUUGAAAUAUGGUCGCGGCUCCUUUCACGCCACGCAGCAACCGCUCGAAGACGUUUGUCGCGACCUCCACUGCAGAAGGGAGCACUACACGUGGACGAGCCACCCAGCCUUGGAAGGGACCUAUUGCGGAUCUGACAUGUGGUGCCGUUCUGGAAAAUGUGUCGGAAAAUCGACCUACAAUCACUACCCGGUCCAAACCGAUCACGCCCACGAAUCCGGGCGAAAUGGCGACUUUAUCCAGUCCAACCAUCUUCCGGGCAGUGAAACGGCGGCGUAUUCCGUGCAAAAAGCGGUCGACGGGGUUUGGGGGCAGUGGUCACUUUUUACCGAUUGUUCCUCCGCAUGUCUUUACUCGGAGGAUGGCAGCUUGACGAUGGGGUCGACCGGAGUCAGAUUAGCCGCGAGAAGAUGUGAUAGUCCAAGACCCGAAAAUGGUGGCAGACAAUGUUCCGGUCCGGACAGGAGAUACAAAACUUGCUCAAAUUCAAAAGUGUCCAAAAUCUGCUCUGCCAACGUGGCACGGACAACGAUUAGUCAAUACGCGAACGACGUGUGUAACCGAGCCGCGACGGCGGACAAUGAGUUAACCGGGGCUGGAUUUAUGAUGAGCACGAAUGACGCCGAGCGAGCGUGUUCCGUGUGGUGCGAAACAUUAGACAACGGCGUUCCGCGAAGUAGAGGGUGGAGCUUUCCGGAUGGAACUGGGUGCCAACUUAUCUCCCAAAGUAAAGCGCAAAGAUACUGCGUGGCAGGAAAAUGUCAGGACUUUGCCUGCAAUCCGUACUCCUUUUACGCCCUGUCCGACGAGGAAUGUUCCUUCACCGCGUCGAACGAAGUGACCCCGCAGUCCUCCUGGUACACGUCGUCCUCUUUGGAUUCCGAAUCCGGGGGGAAAUUUCCGAGCCUUCGGAUCGGAAAAACUGCCGGCUGGACGGACUGGGAGUCGCACAGCGAAUGCAAACUUCCCUGCCUAGCACCCGCCAAAGGGUUGGAAUUGGUUAAACGAAGAUGCUCAUCGGGGUCAGAUUCUGGGGCCGAUUCCUGUACCGGGUUGGCACUUUCGGUCAAACUUUGUAAACCGGAUAAGACAACGAUUUUACGAAACGGCUGCACCCGGUUACAAACUCCAUUCGAGUACGCGACAAAAGUGUGUUCAAAAUAUGCCGAAAAGAUUCAAGGCUUAUCCGGCAUAGGGAUGCAGCUUUCUCCCACGAAGGACGAUAAGGACCGUCCAUGUCGCAUAGGGUGUCAAGACGUCUCAAUUCCCUACAGAUUUUACAUGGUCAACGGAGAAGACGGCUGGUUUCCGGCGGGGACGGACUGCUCGCGUGGAGAGCCGGAUAAGAAAGCAUUCUGUAUUACCGGAAAAUGCGUCGAUUUCGGCACCGAUGACACCCCCGUUUACCGCAUCACGAAUAAAUUAAUAGGAAAAAUAGAAACCUUAUUUCAACCCAGGAGCAAAAGACAGACGACGUCCUACAAUAUCAUGGAGCCCUUAAGGGUCCCCUCCACCAUGGACGAGUCCAGUUUGAGGGACCUAGUCCAUAAAUUUUCACAGCAAACGGGAAACUUUCCCUCCAUCACAUCCGCAAUUCGCCGGUCCAACUCUGUCCCACUCGAUUUCACGAGACCCAUCCUGACACAAACUUAUUCGCGAGAUUACUAUUCUCCAAAAUCUUUUCGAAGUGCGAAUCCAAUCGCGAAUUCAUGGUCACGAUAUGCAAAUUCAAGGGCGCCGGACUCGCAGUUUCGGUCGAGAUCGGGUCAAAGUGUGGAGCACAAGGGCAGAUCGGGUGGUGGUGGCGACGCGGUGGGGAUGCGGGGUCGCAGCCUGAAUUUGGAUCAUGUCCAACUCGGCGACAGUUCCGAGGAGGUUUUGAGAGGAAGCAAAACUGGGAAAAUUAUCGAUUUCGACAAUAAUUUAUUAGAGAGUAAUAUUCCAAUCGAAGGGAGUUAUUACGAGUGGAGGAAAAUCGUGUCGGAUUGUUCGGUAUCGUGUGGGAAUGGAAUUCAAGAAGUCAUAGUGGAAUGCGUGUCUGGCGACACUGUGGUUUCCGACAGUUUCUGCAGCGCCCGACCGCGCCCAGGUCGCUCGGGGUACGUCGACUGUCGCAGGACGGCCUGCUCAUCGGCGAGAAGGUCGGAAGGAGGUCACAUCUGGAACUGGUUGCAGUCCGCCCUCGCAAAUAAUUCGUCCACUCCCACCCCAAAAUCUUAAUUAAUUAACUACUUAAUUGUUUUUCUGAGUAGUGUUAAUUUUUCAAAGUUGAAAAAAUUGUCUAUUUAUUCACUCCCUGGUUAAAUUAAGAAAUUGUAUGAAAAAUGUGGUAAUAAAGUACUAAAUAAUAGCCCAGUAAA